This is a messenger RNA of Mercenaria mercenaria, 3345 nucleotides long. RefSeq lists its product as uncharacterized. NCBI's taxonomy places the organism in Eukaryota, Metazoa, Mollusca, Bivalvia, Venerida, Veneridae. Bases 442 to 3345 code for a protein of 967 amino acids. Gene Ontology annotation, cellular component: membrane; nucleus. The record is from RefSeq and is a predicted model, not a curated record. Gene Ontology annotation, biological process: homophilic cell-cell adhesion. Gene Ontology annotation, molecular function: calcium ion binding. The transcript is spliced from 16 exons.
UAAAAAUUUAAUUUAUCGAACUGAAGUGUCGUGGAAGGAAUAAAGAAUACUGUUAGCAUUGUAAUCUACAAUUCAGUUAAAAGUGCCACAACUUUCGCUUAAACAUCAAUAAAAAUAAGAUAGAAUAAAUACGGAUUCUAAGUUUUAAAAUAUAUGUAUGUUUUUAUGAUUACCGCGGAUAUUCAAAUACUUAUAGCUGUGUUCAAACAUUUUGAUUCGAAAAAGAAGAAUUACCGAAGAUCUUGACAGACAUUGUAAUAUCAAUCGGUGUUUCAAAUACAGCAUUUUAACAGCCAGAUAAAGUGGCAUUCAUCGGAUAGUACUGAUAUAAGACUAGGAACAGCUGAACUUGAUAUUCAAAUCGUCAUCAAACGACCAUAUGAAUGAGUCUUUAAGACGAUAGUUUGUUGGAACCAAGUGAUACAGUCAGGGAAGAGAGUCAUGGCACUAUCAAUUGUCCGUUGGUCAUUGGUGGUUGCUACGUUAUUUCAAUCUUUCAAGCCGGCAGUAGCCACGAGGCCCAUUUUAAGCGGCUUGCCCACCGAUAUAUACGUUGGAGAACUGGAGACAGGGACAAGACUUUUGUACACUUUCACAGCAUCUGACCCUGAUUCUGACUCAUUUACUUGUUCGAUCACCAUUGACGGAGAACUUGCUGGAGCUGCAGUGACGGACAACGACAAUGAAUAUAUUAUUAAAAGGAACACACAGUCAGGACAUUAUGAGCUCUGGUCAAACUCAGCUACAUAUGAUGAUACCGUUAUAGACACAUAUGCUGUCAGUAUAACUUGUAUAGACUCGAACAGUGAAACUAGCACGGGGAAUAACAAGGUCAAUGUUAAAGUUCAGGAUAAUGCUCUACUAACAAUAAACAAUGUUGAGGGUGCCGCAAAUGAGCUGACAGUGGAUGCAUUAGGUACAGACGCGGAGACAGUAUUGAAGACAAUCAGUUCUUCGCAGACCGGAGGAGGUCCAGUCGAAUACACUUUUACCAGCGAUCCUUCGUUCUUCCCAGAGUACUUUAAAAUUGACAACAGUACAGGAAUAAUAAAGACUAACCGCCACUUGGAGACUUUAGAUACCAACUUCACAACGAUCAAAGCAGUAAUUACAGCGAGGGAUACAGUCAGUAAUAUCGUAGUCACCGCGACACAAACCAUCCAUAUGAAUAACCAAAAUACUGUGCCGACCACUACCAAUAUGAUAACCCCUUUAACACGGACCGAACUCGAGAGUUUGGCUGCUGGAACUACGUUGUUCACUGUCUCAGUAGCGGAUCCAGACGCGGGACAAACACAUACCUACAGGAUGACAUGUACACCUGAAGCAGUUUUAAACUUGUUUGAACUAGAUACAAGUGGAAAUUUUAUGAUAGCUGCCGGCCAAACUUUGGACUAUGAAACCGUUUCGUCCAUAACCUGUGAAUUCUAUAUACACGAUGGCAUUGAAGAAGGUGGGCCAUUCUACUAUAUACUCACAGUAGGCAAUGACAACGAUGCUCCGGUAUUUGAUAACACUAUGCAUUACGUUACAGCGUCAGAGGGAUCCAAAGGAAGUGUGUCGUUUGAUCCGGGGUUUGUAUGUACAGAUGAAGACAGUGGUGACACUACGACUUACGAGUUUACAUCUGUGAACAAUAGCGACCGUUUUGCUGUGGAUUCUUCUGGCAUCAUGACGUUUAACACCGACUACGACAUUGACGGCAGCAGUGCGUAUCCUGUAACUGUCGUACUGACGGCUUGUUGUAAAGAUUCCGGCCAUAUAAACGGAGCCUCAAAGAGCGCUUGCGCACAAGUGACCGUGACAAUUUCUACAAACGGUAGAUCGAGUACAUUGUACGAGAACGGUGGAACGAGAUCGACCUCUGGUGUGCAAGAACAAUGGACCGAUCCCGAUGGACUGAACUCGACCUCUGGUGUGCGAGAAUGGCAGACCGGUUUCGACCUCUGGUGUGCGAGAAUGGCGGACCGAGUUCGACCUCUGAGGAAAAAGAGCGAAAGAUUUACGGGUACAUUUACGAUGGAACAGAUGGACGAACAGAGAGCCUUUUGGGAAUUUAUUCCCCAACUCAAAAUGCCUAAAGCAUUUUUGAUGACUGGAAAAAGGCACGAAGAGCAAAUGGAAGACGACAGUUCUGAUACAUCCUUCCAAGACGGUAAAAGUUCACCAAACUAUCAGCAGGAUGAUGACAGCGAUGAUGGCUCAUUGAAUCAUGCGGCAUUAUUUCGACCAUCAGCUGAAUCUGCGUUCAGUAAGAUCGGAAAACAAGACCUAGAUACCGGAAAUAUCAAGUCGCCAUUUUUUCCGACGUCAACGUCUGCUGGGAUGCCUGGAUUUUACCCCGGAUUCUUUCCGCACUUUUACUCUAGUCAUUACCUACCCAGGGGCUCCGAUAAGGAAACAUCUGCCUCUCCUAGCAGUACUCUUUCGUCACCAUUCCAGUACCCAGAGAAAACUUCACCAACUGAUGAUACAAAGAAAGAAAUAGGUGCAGUCGACAAAAGCAUGUUUUACUACGUAGACCCGAGAAUUCCGUUCACGAACUAUUUCUUAAAUCUCACCAAACUUCUAAAUAGCAGCAGUAAAGACUGCGCAGCAACAACACCACUUGGGAAAAUGGCGGGAGACGAUCACCGAGCAGACGACAGAGAAACACCGACAACACCCGAUUCAUCUAAAUCACUUUCCGGUAAAUCACGUGCUGAAACAAUAAGCUCUCCAGAAAGUGACCACUCUAGUCCUGAAAAUGACGAAAUGCCGGAAAGAAAAGAAUUAAAAGUUGAUAUUAUUCCCGAUAGACUAAAUUUACCAAAUUUAUCAGAUCCACGUUUUGUGAACCCAUACAGCACUGGUCUGCUGCAACCGACGCAUACUGGAGCUAUACUUCCGGUUUCUGGUGCAGGUCUUUUCCAUCCCGCACUGAUGCACCUCCCGGGAGCAGCGUACCGGCGAUACAAUCCAGAAAAACCUCCGCCGGUGAAAAAGUACAAGUGCGAUGUGUGUGGGAAGGCUUUUUCUAGAAGCAACACUCUAGUUACUCAUAAGCGUAUCCAUACAGGCGACAAACCGUUUAAAUGUGAAAUAUGUUCACGUGCAUUCCGACAGCCGGGCAACCUGACACGCCACAGACUUACCCACACAACUGUCAAACCAUACGUGUGUCCGACAUGCAAUAAGGCCUUCAAUAGGGCAUCCAAUCUACACACGCAUAUGCGCACGCACACCUCAUUUAAAGCGUUUGUCUGUCCGUACUGUGGUAAAGGUUUCCAUCAGAAAAUCGACAUGAAAAUCCACUGCUACACACAUACUGCGCAUGCGUCCAGGUCGGAAGCAUCAGCUUUAUAG